This is a messenger RNA of Schistosoma haematobium, 2682 nucleotides long. RefSeq lists its product as uncharacterized. The transcript has 5 exons. Lineage: Eukaryota; Metazoa; Platyhelminthes; Trematoda; Strigeidida; Schistosomatidae. The record is from RefSeq and is a predicted model, not a curated record. The coding region runs from base 522 to 1364 and encodes 280 amino acids.
UAAUUAUGAUUGGUUGAUUAAAAUAUACAAUCGAAAUCAAAUUAUUCUAUAUUGUAUAUAGGUGUACUCAAAAUGCAUGUUUGCUUGUUACCAUUAUAUCAUUGAAAUGAAUAUAAAUAGAUAGAUAUAGAUAGAUAGAUGUAUGCUUAUAGCGUAGGCUAUUAGCUUUAUAUAAAAUGAUAUGGUACACAAUUGAGAAGGUAAAGUAUUUCUAUUACCGUUAAUACAACAACAACACCGACACCAACACUAAUAGUAAAGGCCACUAUUGAUACUACUAAUACUACUCAUACUACUACUAUUCAUAGAAGUUAACACAUUUGAAAUUAACCCAAUUGACAUACAGAAAUAAGACGGAAUUCAAAUUUGUUUAUUUUAUUUUUCUCUUCAAUAAUACUUAAACAGAAUACACAGUUUGUGCAUUCACCGACGAUUAAAGAAGAAAAGUAAAAAACAAACACUUUUUGUUCAGAUUGUGUUAUAAAUUAAACACAACGUGCUUUUGUUUUGUUGAAUUUAGAAUGAUUAAAGUACAAAACAGAAGAUCCAUAAAAAUAUAUCCACCUAUGAUGAUUUGGAUUGUAUUUCUCAGUUAUAUAGUCAAUGUAGAAAGCUCUACAACAAAGAAACUUUUUGGACAUGCUAAAUUGGAUGGCAAUUAUCAGAUUAAUGAUCAUAAUAAUCUAUUAUCUGGAUUUUUGUAUUCAAAAGAGCUUGCCGUAAACGACCUAUUCGAUGUAUUAGAUGAGUUAAAAAAUUAUGUAACACGUUAUGAUCAUCAAAUUGUCUGUGCUGGUAUGGAACCAAAAAGUGAAAUGUGUAAAAUUGUAAUCCAUCAAUUGGCAUUAAAAUAUUUUGAAGCUGCAUUAAAUACAUCAGAUACAGGGUUUAAAUCUUAUAUUUGGAGACAAAUUCAUAAUGAUGAACUAUAUGGAGUAAUGCUUAUUUUAGAUCCUAAACAAGGUAAUGAACAAGAUGAAAUGCAUCAGAUUCUUAGAGCAUCCACUUAUCAAAGAGAUAUAUGUGCUAGUCUCUUAUUGGAAUCAGGAAAUAACGAACGCUUACGAUAUAUUCGAUUACAUAUUGGUCCAGAUAAAUCACUUUCUGAAUUGAUUAAAAAUCUAAUGAUGAGACAAUUUGUAGAGGAGAGUACUCAACUUUACUUAUGCACUGAAUACAAAGCAGCUGGUGUACACAAUGUUGCAAUCUUUGCUAACCAGCUAUCUCUGAAACAUUUCGUCAAUACAGGAUUCGAGAUGGUUGAAUGUGGUUCAAAGCUGUAUGAAGUAUGCGGAAAUAGUUGGUUCAAGAACCGGUGCCUAAUAGUCAGAACAAUCACGGCUGGGGACUGUCGAUCACCUUGAUACUUUUAAACACUAAAAACUGAUUGCAUUUUUCAAAUAUUGUCAAUAUUAUAAAUCUGACUAAAACUAAUAAAUUACUUAACUCAAUUUCGAGAAACAAUAUUUUUUAGGAAACAAGUCAUUCUAUGUUAUUUUUUAUUGUUUGAUAGUCAUUUUAUGACUUAAUCCCAUCAGUCAGUUAGCUAAAACAUAGGAACAGGUACAUACAUACAUCGGUCCAAGUUGCCUACAACCACUGGCUACGAUAGUCGCGCGUACCCCAACCAAGUAGUCUGCAUCUACCAACAUGGCUCAGACCAGAAUUUAGUGACUUCAAACACUGAUGCCACGCUUUGGUUUGACCGCCUCUAACUUUCUUCCAACUAUCCCCAACACUAAUCAGCAUUGAGCGUCGUGGUAAUCGGUGUUCAGGCAUACGUAAUACGUGACCCAACCAUCUCAGUCGAUGAACAUUCACAACCUCAUCAACUGGUUUACCAUCAUCCCCUAAUACCACGCAUCUAACCUCACUUUUACUUACCCGGUGAUCCGAACAGAUGCGAGUAAUAUUUCUAAGACAUCUGCGAUCAAAUACUGGUAACUUACGAGUAUCCUCCACCCUCAGUGGCCACGAACCGCUGCUCAGUAUACCUGUCGUUUAAUUGAUAUAUGUACAUCUCUCCUUCGUCGUGUGGUAACGUAAGUUGGCAAAUGCCAAACGAGCUUUUCGGAUCCGUGCUGAAAUUUCGUCAGACACCAACCCAUUUGGGUUGAUCAGAUUUCCAAGAUAAGUGAAGUUAUUGACGCAGGCCAGUCCUCAAGCAAUAACUUGCACUUAGAGGGAGAGAAACGCAUUACAAACAUCCUGGCAUCGUUGCUCAGUGCUACCAAGACUGAAUUUUACCAACACCUACGACUAUAGUCGGAUGUCUGUUCUACAAUCUGUCGAAAGGAGAAUAUUUAGCCUACAUAUCCACGUUUACGUCUAGAAUCCGCCUGAUUUUCUCGGGUUCGCUCUUCGCGAGCUCUAGUUAGACGUCGAAGCAUUACUAAGGCUAAUAUUUUAGACACUAUAUUAGUUAAAGUGAUUCUUCUGUGAUUGUCACAACAGAAUUUUUCCUUUCUUAUAAACCAGGACGAUCAGCAAUCGAGGUCAGGCAGAUAGGAAUAUAUCCAGUUCCUAGAUUUUAGCUACACUUCCAGUUAAUUUAACUGUUAAAACUGUGUGAUGACUGCCCUCAUACUUCUAAUAGCACUCAACACCACUUCAUUCAUACUAUAAAACUGGACCAGGAGUUGAUCCGUCAAGCUCUGCUACUCUCCCUAGCUUAAGAUUACU